Molecule: messenger RNA, 498 nt
Organism: Exaiptasia diaphana
Lineage: Eukaryota; Metazoa; Cnidaria; Anthozoa; Actiniaria; Aiptasiidae
Exons: 3
Coding region: 14-358 (114 amino acids)
Source: RefSeq, a predicted model, not a curated record
AGAUACACUAGAAAUGAUGGACUCGAGCAAUUCUGAAAAUGUCAGUUGUGAAGACUCGAGUCAGAUGCCGAAAACUAUAGCUAAAGCUACACUAACCAAUAACAAAGAACUUACCUUGGAUGAUUGUGAAACAGUCAUGAUGGUCUAUUCCAAUGCAACUAGUAUGCAAGAGGUAAAGAUGGAGAAACAUUUAAAACCACUUGCAAAGGAAUUCAAACUAAUGAAACCAUUAAGGGGAAAAGACAAAAGCACUUUUAUUAAGGCUAUUUCACAAUAUUUACUUGAUGAAGGUUUAGUUGAAGUGAAAUCAAAAAGUGUACUUAGUAGAGAUGAUGUAAAGGUUUGCAAAAAGCUGUAAGAGUUCUAACAAAUACUAUAAUAAUAUAUCAAGCWUGUUUAUUAAGGUUGAUCAGAUUGAAAUCUGCCAAACAUUUAGUUAUAAGAGAUGAUGUUAAAAGGUUUGCCAAAAGUUAUAUAGUGGUAUGUUAAAAAUAAUAU